AUGGGUUUUCUAGAGCUUCUGGAAGCGGCUUCUAUGCCAGUUAUCCAAGUUCUGCUUAUUAGUGCAUUGGGAGCUUUUAUGGCUACUCAAUAUUUCAACAAUCUUCUUUCAUCAGAUUUUAGAAAAUCCUUAAACAAGGUUACCGAGGGGUUUCAAGGUAUUCAUUCUUAUUAUUAA
Messenger RNA from Lathyrus sativus (Indian pea), 177 nucleotides. The record is from the annotation of a GenBank genome assembly. NCBI's taxonomy places the organism in Eukaryota, Viridiplantae, Streptophyta, Magnoliopsida, Fabales, Fabaceae.